This is a messenger RNA of Dipodomys ordii (Ord's kangaroo rat), 2164 nucleotides long. It is a transcript of the gene Tada1, whose product is annotated as transcriptional adaptor 1. The transcript has 8 exons. The record is from RefSeq and is a predicted model, not a curated record. Gene Ontology annotation, biological process: regulation of transcription by RNA polymerase II. Gene Ontology annotation, cellular component: SAGA complex. NCBI's taxonomy places the organism in Eukaryota, Metazoa, Chordata, Mammalia, Rodentia, Heteromyidae. Gene Ontology annotation, molecular function: transcription coactivator activity. The coding region runs from base 160 to 1167 and encodes 335 amino acids.
CGGAGCCGUGAACCAAACCAACGUCUUUGGAGCGGCUGGGGGCGGAGCCCACGAAUGCGGGCUUAGAAGUCGGGAGCUCCGGCUUCCGCCGAGUUGGUUUUUCGGUUGCUGAGUCGCGGUGACUCGGUGGUCUGCGGUCGGGCUGAGCCGCGCGGUGCAAUGGCGACCUUUGUGAGCGAGCUGGAGGCGGCCAAGAAGAACUUGAGCGAGGCCUUGGGGGACAACGUGAAACAAUACUGGGCUAACUUAAAGUUAUGGUUCAAGCAGAAGAUCAGCAAAGAAGAGUUUGACCUGGAAGCUCAUAGACUGCUUACACAGGACAAUGUUCAUUCUCACAAUGAUUUCCUGCUGGCCAUUCUCACGCGCUGUCAGAUUUUAGUCUCUACACCAGAGGGUGCUGGGUCUUUGCCCUGGACAGGGGGUUCUGCAGCGAAACCUGGAAAACCCAAGGGCAAGAAAAAGCUUUCUUCUGUUCGUCAGAAAUUUGAUCAUAGAUUCCAGCCCCAGAACCCCCUCUCUGGAGCUCAGCAGUUCGUGGCCAAGGAUCCCCAGGAUGAUGACGACUUGAAGCUUUGUUCACACACGAUGAUGCUGCCCACUCGAGGCCAGCUGGAAGGCAGGAUGAUCGUGACUGCGUACGAGCACGGUCUGGACAAUGUCACCGAGGAGGCUGUUUCUGCUGUAGUCUAUGCUGUAGAGAAUCACCUCAAAGAUAUACUGACUUCAGUUGUGUCAAGAAGGAAAGCUUAUCGAAUACGGGAUGGCCAUUUCAAAUAUGCUUUUGGUAGUAAUGUGACCCCACAGCCAUACCUGAAGAACAGUGUGGUCGCAUACAACAACCUAAUAGAAAGCCCUUCAGCCUUUUCCGCUCCCUAUGCUGGCCAGAAUCCAACUUCCCACCCACCGUCUGAUGAUGCUGAACAGCAGGCUGCCCUCCUGCUGGCCUGCUCAGGGGAUACUCUACCUGCAUCUUUGCCUCCAGUGAACAUGUAUGAUCUUUUUGAAGCUCUGCAGGUGCACAGGGAAGUCAUUCCUACACAUACUGUGUAUGCUCUUAACAUCGAAAGAAUCAUCAUGAAACUCUGGCAUCCAAAUCAUGAAGAGCUUCAGCAGGAUAAAGUCCACCGACAGCGUUUGGCUGCCAAGGAGGGGCUUUUACUCUGCUAAAGUAGGAUUUGAGAAUGUGGGGGAUCAUCAUUACUGAUAAUGGAAUGCUUUUUUGGGUCCACAUUUCAAGGCUGAAGUGUAUAGUGUAUAUAUAACUUUUCCUAUGGAAAUGUUACAUUGAGUACAUUUUGUGUUGCUACUGUGAAGCCGUUAGUUAUAAAUUUGACUGAUAAUGAACUAUAUGUCUGUCUUUAUCUUCCCAACUGUGGAAACAGGCAUUGAUGAAUUCUGUGCCCGGGCUAGGGAUGUUUAGGCAGCUAAAGCUUAGUGUUUCUGGUUUGCAUGUAAGAUAGCUGACAGAAGAAAAAAGCUCUUACAACUUGGUCUCUGUGACUACCACAGCAUUUGUGUCUUCACUGAUUUAAUAUAUUCUCUAUGUGGCAAGUCCAAAAGUGCUGCCUCUUCUAAUCUGUAUUGUCACAUUUGGUUGGGAUAACCUGUACAGUGUUAAAAUCAGACACUUCCUUUAAUGACCAGUAAAUAGGUCAAUUUGUCCCUGAACAAUUUAUCAUUAUAACUCCAUAGAACGUGUGACUUGAUAAUCCUGUACCAUUAUACAAGAGUCAUUUCUUUGCAUUUACAACAAAAACCCAGAAUUCUUGGACUGUAAUUACUUUAUGCUUUUCCCUGUAGCUCAUGAUACAUUUUUUAGCAUUAAUAUGUGCGGAGACUCAGGUUCACUAUUUAAAUUCCUAUAGGAUGUUUUGAGAAAUCUUACAAAUUUGAUUUAUGCCUACUAGUUCUCCUGUUCCCAUGGAAUAUCUGUUUCAACCCUUCCAGAUGAUGACAUGAAAAUGAUUUACUUUUGGCAGUAUUACUCAUGACCAACUAUUUUUCAAGAUAGGUAGCUUUCUAUUUGAGAAAAACAGAUGUUGAUAUAGAUGGGUCUAUGUAGGUUGAAGUAGUGAAUAGAUUUAUAAGUGUACAUGUGGUUUAUGUUAUUUGGAUCUGUGUAUUUGACUUUGUAUUUUGAAUGUGAUAAAUAAAACGUUUUAGG